CUUAGUUGUUACACAAUAUUGUAGAUGAAAGAGAGUAGGGCUUAAUCAGUUUGUCGAUAGGUAAAUUGGCUUAGAGACUACCAAGCGAGGGAUGGUCUACAAACAACGGUAAAGAAAGUGCAACGAUAUGGCCAGUUUCCGUAUGAUAAGCCUGAAGUGUUGAACGCGUGAUAAAAUCCACGUUUCCAAAGUUUGUUUGACAUCUUCGGAGAUCGUGAUUGAAAAAAAUAAAGACAGCCUUGUAUGUUGAAAGAUAUCGCGGAUCGAACGCCAUUGAGCUAUUGGCAAUCUUUUCAACGUGUUUUAUCAAAAAUCGCAAGAGAAAACUUCAGUCAAAACUCAUACGCGUCACAGCGUGACACUGAAGAAACGAACGCAUCCGCUCACAGAAAGGUAGGGACAUCUUUGAUGCUCGUGAAUUCAAAACGAUCUCAUCGAUCCCUCUGCGUCGAUGAAUUCUUUAUGACGUACUCUGCAUACUUCAUUGCAUGCCCUGCUCUUUCUUUGGGACAUCAUAUCACUUUCUUCACUCCCUGCUCCCGCUUCUCAGGAAUGACGAAGUACUCUCUACUCAUCAUAUGCUGCUACUUAUACAUCCUAUUUGACAUGACUACUUCGCAUUUUCCAGAACUGGACUUUGAUGAGUAUGGAAAAAAGGAAACCUCCUUGUCGCUGAGAGACAUCCUGCCUUUGAAUCCGAAGCAGUAUGAUAAGCACAGAGCACCGAAAUUCCUUGGGCAACCCACUAUCGUUUAUUUUCACGUGACAGUGCUCAGCCUGGACUCGAUAAAUGAGGAAUCGAUGACGUACGUGGCCGACAUAUUUCUCGCUCAGAGUUGGCGGGAUUCUAGACUGCGGCUACCAGAAAACAUGUCCGAGGAGUACCGAAUACUUGACGUAGACUGGUUGCACAAUAUCUGGAGACCCGAUUGCUUCUUCAAAAAUGCGAAGAAAGUUACUUUCCAUGAGAUGUCGAUACCAAACCAUUAUCUCUGGUUAUAUCACGAUAAGACGUUGCUUUACAUGUCCAAAUUGACAUUGGUGCUCUCAUGCGCAAUGAAAUUCGAGUCCUAUCCUCAUGACACUCAAAUUUGCUCGAUGAUGAUCGAAAGCCUUUCGCACACGACUCAAGACCUAAUAUUCCUAUGGAACAUGACGGAUCCCCUUGUAGUUAAUCCGGAAAUCGAGCUGCCGCAACUCGACAUAUCGAACAACUACACGACGGACUGCACGAUCGAAUACUCGACCGGAAACUUCACGUGCAUACAGAUUGUCUUCAAUCUGCGCCGGAGACUGGGUUAUCAUCUGUUCCACACGUACAUCCCAUCCGCUCUGAUCGUCGUCAUGUCCUGGAUCGCCUUCUGGAUCAAGCCGGAAGCCAUCCCAGCACGGGUCACCCUUGGUGUGACGUCACUACUGACCCUCGCCACUCAGAACACGCAAUCUCAGCAAUCUCUGCCGCCGGUCUCGUACGUAAAGGCGAUCGACGUGUGGAUGUCUUCGUGCAGCGUGUUCGUCUUUCUCUCUCUCAUGGAAUUUGCAGUAGUGAAUAAUUAUAUGGGGCCAGUCGCCACGAAAGCUAUGAAAGGAUACUCGGACGAGGAUCUUCGCGAGGCCAUCGACGAUUUUAAGACACCGAUGAGACCGGACGCUGAAAGAAAUAGAAGUCCAACGAGGCCACCAACGGUUCAGUAUGAGCAUUGCUGCCAAGGACGAGCCACCGCCAUUUACAUCGACAAGGUUUCCAGAUUCUUCUUCCCUUUCUCGUUCUUCAUUCUUAAUGUCGUCUAUUGGAGCACCUUCCUGUAAUGUAACUCGGCAAGACGCAUGCCCGACCCGACGAGAGUCGAAUAUGCUUUUACAAAUUAUUAUGAAUGAAAAAAAUACAACGAGAGAUGCGGUAAUAAAUUUGUUAAAACAAGCUAACGAAAAAUAUCUUGCAUAAUAUCAUAUGGGGGCACAAUAAAAGAAUUUAGUAAAAGCAGAAUUAAAUCCGCCAGUUUAUUAAGCAUAAUCUAAUAGAUUGUGAUAAAAAGAAAAUAAACCAAUCUGUGUUCAAAUUACAAGACACAGUAAAAUAAUAUAACAAAUUAUUAAAACUACCUUAUGAAAAGCUUAGCUAAAUAAGUAAGACAUGUCAGAAAUAUUUAAUGUAUCUUUUAUUUUUUGUAGA
Molecule: messenger RNA, 2173 nt
Organism: Pogonomyrmex barbatus (red harvester ant)
Lineage: Eukaryota; Metazoa; Arthropoda; Insecta; Hymenoptera; Formicidae
Gene: HisCl1
Product: Histamine-gated chloride channel subunit 1
Biological process (GO): monoatomic ion transmembrane transport
Cellular component (GO): membrane
Molecular function (GO): transmembrane signaling receptor activity; extracellular ligand-gated monoatomic ion channel activity
Source: RefSeq, a predicted model, not a curated record